Messenger RNA from Girardinichthys multiradiatus, 3183 nucleotides. RefSeq lists its product as uncharacterized. The transcript is spliced from 10 exons. Gene Ontology annotation, biological process: nuclear migration. Gene Ontology annotation, cellular component: meiotic nuclear membrane microtubule tethering complex; cytoplasm; nuclear outer membrane. Gene Ontology annotation, molecular function: actin filament binding. Bases 205 to 2607 code for a protein of 800 amino acids. The record is from RefSeq and is a predicted model, not a curated record. NCBI's taxonomy places the organism in Eukaryota, Metazoa, Chordata, Actinopteri, Cyprinodontiformes, Goodeidae.
AAUAGGAGGGAGACUAUGUUGUCCUAGGGGGGGUUUUGCUCCCAGGGAGGUUUCAGCAUGCCCAGGCAAGCUGUGCUGUCUCACUUUGCCUCACCUCUAUCCUUCUUUUUGUGAGAAAAUCUCGAAGCAGUUGUGUUCGCUGAUAUUUUCAGCUCUUGGCACCCUUUUUAACCCUAAAAUGGAUCCUGAGCAGAGCGACUGAGAAUGCAGGACCUACUGGAUUCACAGAUUAAACCAGCAAAGACGAUCAAUGACCACAAUGGACAGCCUCAAGAUAGGAGGAAAGCUAUGCAGAAGAAAACUUUUACCAGAUGGAUGAAUGUGUUCCUGCAGAGACGCGAUCCUCCACUUAAAGUGUGCGACCUGUUCACUGACAUUCAAGAUGGCAGAAUGCUCAUGGCCCUGCUGGAGGAGCUGUCUGGCUGCAAACUACUUUACAGGUUUAGGUCUUCAUCUCAUCGCAUUUUCAUACUGAACAACAUUUCCAAGGCCCUAGCUUUCCUGGAUGACAGACAUGUGAAGCUUCUUGGUAUUGAUGCCUCUGGUAUUGCUGAUGGCAUCCCUUCUGUUGUUCUCAACCUUGUCUGGAACAUCAUCCUGCACUUCCAGGUAAAGGAGGUGAUGGGAGGCCUGCGGCGACAUUUGUCCUCUAGCCUGUCUUCUUUAUCGCUUAGCACUUACCCAUCCACCAGUGACCUCUCACCACAGACCGGUGACAGUGACAGCUACACCUGCAACACCCUGCCAAGGAAGGGUAAAAAGGCUGCAAAGGAGCCAAAGUACCACAGCAAAGCCAUCAAGACUCUCCUGCACUGGGUCCAUAGAUGCACAUCAAAGUAUGGCGUGGAUGUGGAUGACUUUGGAGCAAGCUGGAGGAGUGGACUAGCUUUCCUUGCUUUGAUUAAGUCCAUAAACCCAGAACUGGUCGACCUGAGGGAAAGCUGGUCCAAAGAACCAACAGAAAAUAUCCAGCAUGCUUUUAUGGUUGCCCAUCAGUGUUUGUAUGUACCUCCUCUGCUUGAGCCUGAAGAUUGCACCUCACCGGACGAGCAGUCCAUCAUCACAUACGUGUCAAUGUUCCUGGGAUGUCAUUCGGUCAUAGAUGAGGAUCACAUGACACGUUUUGAUUUUCCUGAGAUUCCCAGCCUUGGAUCUCCUGAACCAGUCAGGUUUGGAGGAACCCUUGCUAAUGAUCCAGAAGCUGAAGCUCUGCUAAGAACCUUUGAGAACAGCAAAGAGCAGCGGCUGUGGAGACAAUGGUCCAGGAGAUUUUCAGAGACUUCCAAAACCCUCAACUGUAACACCAAUAGCGAAAGCUCCGAAAGCUCCUUUUCCUCCACUCAAAGGGUGUUAGAGCCACCCAGCCCACUGGAAGCGAGUAUAGCUAGCCAGGAGAUCCGAUCAUGGAUGGAUAAGGGUUUGGACCGAGGCUACAGUAAGAAAAUAGUGCAUAGAAGUUACUUUUCCCAGAGCUCUGAAGAAGGAAUCUACAGCUUGUCAGCUCUGGAUUCGGAUGAAGAGGAGGCUUACAGCUACAUCCUGGAUCUGAAUAAAGAUGUUUUCCAAACAAAUAAUCCUUCGAAAAGACAAGUACCAAAAGUAGAGGAGGAAACAGUCGAGGAGAUGGAGGAAGAGUCAAAACAUCUGGAAGCACUCGGAAUGUUUAAUGGAGGCAGAUAUAAACAGCGGGAAGGACCUCUCAAUCAGAAUACAGAUUUUAAUCCAGAAUCAGCAGUCAGGGCUCAGUCAGCAGCUCACAGGAAGUUUGAUUUGGACAAGAGCAAAUGUAACCUUGGAGAGACAAUAAACAACAAAGCUGUGUUGGACUGGGAGCCAGAGGCUGAAGGAGGAAGCAUCGAAGACCCGAGGUUCAAAAGAGUUACAAACAGGGACAACUGUACUGAAGAAGACAGCUGCAAAAAGAUGGGAAGUGAUGGAAAGAAGAAGGAUGGGUUUGACAAAACACAGGAUGGUGGAGUAAAAGCUAGGAUUUUUGAAGUGGCUAAUUGGAAAUAUGUUGAGGAAGAAGAAGGAGAGCUCUCUGAAAAAUUGAGACAUAUCAGUAUGACAACAGUGGGACAAGAUUUGGGAAGAUUAAAGGAAGGGCAAAAUGUAAAGGAACAGAGAGAGGCAGAAGAAGCUCAUGUCGAGAAGAAAGAGACAAGGAGUCAGAAAUGUGUUAAAUCACAAAGUUUAAAAAAUAAAACAGAGGACAGAAUCUUGAAUACAAAUGGAACUACAUUUAAGAAUGUGGGCUGUAGCGCUGAAGAAAAAAUGGAGGAAGCUGGUCAUUUCAUGAAAUCAUCUGAUUAUGGGCCUUUUCAAACAGAUGAUUGGAAGAAAUGGGAACCUAUGAUCAGGAAACACGAUGAUCCAAAAGCAGAUUACAAAACUACCCCCAAAAGGCCUCCUGAUGACAUCCAUGAAGGUGAUAAUGGUCCGACUUUGGCCUGCAGGCCAUCUUCUCAGUCAUUCAGGAACAAUGGAGGAUUCAGUCUUCAAACUAUAGCAGCCUGCUGUAACAUAACCCCAUUAGAGCUGGAAAUACUGCUGCUCCUGUGGAUCUUUCUCUACUGCUACCUCAUCCUACCUCAGACAUACCUCUGAGUCAACUUGACUGCACAUCCUCACAUCAAAACAUGCUUAAUUAAACCAAUUUCCACUAGUGCGCCAAACAGAGACCACUAGGGCUGGCCUGACGUUUCUUCCGGUCCACAAACAUUUCUUGAAGGCAACAUUUAAGGAUUAGAUUUGCAGCUUCCUGCCAGCAGAUUUAACAUGAUUUCAAAUAGUUUCCUGAUUUCGGAAUCCGCUCAAUUAGCUUGGUUUACAAUGUUCUCAAGCUGAUUGUUGCUGCUUAAAUGUCCAAAACACAGUUAAUGAGAGAGAUUUUCCUGGAAAAAUGAAUUCUUUCAGUUGUUGACACAAUCUACCACAUGGUGGCAUCGCAGGAUUACAGGAGCAGCAGCAGCUCAAAACAAGACACUUUCUACACAGCUUUUGGUUGCCUGCUGAAAAUCUGACAUGACCUGCUGUUUAGUUGCAGGCCUGAGAUUAUACUGAUAAUGUUUAAUGAGCAAGUUGACAUUUAGCAUCUUCUCGUGUGUCAUAUGUAAUGUAUACAGUUCAUCUCAGACACAAUGUGACAGUUAAAGCUUAUUAUUAAAAUAUGUUUUUUUCUGA